Molecule: messenger RNA, 854 nt
Organism: Aedes aegypti (yellow fever mosquito)
Lineage: Eukaryota; Metazoa; Arthropoda; Insecta; Diptera; Culicidae
Product: zinc finger CCHC domain-containing protein 10
Exons: 3
Coding region: 213-674 (153 amino acids)
Molecular function (GO): zinc ion binding; nucleic acid binding
Source: RefSeq, a predicted model, not a curated record
AACAAACAGCAAAAUGUAAACAUUUUUUCUGUAGUUGCAUCGUAAAAUAUAGAAGAUUAAAUCUUUUAUUAAAUUUUUAUUAAUUUAGUAAAGAGUUUAUAAUUUUAAUUAUUUUAGUAAAAGCCUAAUUGUAAUUUCAAAUUGUGGAUUGAUUGAUAACUAAUAUAUUAUUCAUCUGUAUGGUUUGACUGUUAAUCAAACAAAACUUGACGAUGCAUCUGGGAGCCAUUAAAUUGGCUCAAAAACAAAAGGAGGCCAAACUUGCGGCCGCCUUUCCUAAAGGAAUCCGGUGUCAGAAAUGCUUGGAGUUUGGCCAUUGGAGCUAUGAAUGCAAAGGCAAACGGAAAUACGUUCAUCGCUCUUCGCGCACACAGGUACUGAAGAAAAAUCUCAACAAACUGGAUAACAAAAACAAUUCCACUGCAACCAAGCCAGAAACCACUGCAAAGCAACGAAAAAACGACACAUCCUCAUCCAACAGCUCGGACAGCUCAAGCGACAGCAGUUCCAGCUCGGAUUCUUCCGGAUCUUCGUCGGAUUCGGACACGAGCGAUAGCGAGAGCAGCUCAAGCAGUAGCAGCAGCAGCAGCAGUUCCAGUGAUAGCGAUUCGGAUUCGUCUAGUUCGUCCGAUUCGGACACCAAGGAGGAGCCGAAAAAGCGUAAGAAAACCUAAACAUUUAAUGCCUACAUUUGCUGCAAUCGUGUGCUGAAUGCUAUGCGUGACCACAUCUCUCUUUGUGACUGUAAUUGAAAUUGAUGGAUUCGUCUGAAGUUGCUAAAUAGUUCAUGAAAUCCGAUCCACUGCAUUAUAUGAGCUAUUGAAUACACAACUAUGAUAUUAUACUCUUUUUAA